GUUUGAAGAGCACUCUUUCAGGACACAGGAAGGCUCCAACAAUGAUAUCAUUGAUACUGGUAGAUUGUCAGCUGAAUUUGCAUUAUUUGACAAAAUUGCUAUCAUGAGUCAUGGUGAAUUAAUCUUUUGUGGUGAAUCGGAAGAAAUGGUGACCUUUUUCAGUGACUGUGGCUACGCUUGCCCUGAAUAUUCAAAUCCAUUUGACUACUACGUGGAUCUUACAUCAGUGGAUACAAGAAGCAAAGAACGAGAACUUGAAACAUAUGGCAGAAUCCAUGUAUUAGUUGAUGCCUAUCAAAAUACAGAAAUCUGGAAAAACAUGCUGGACAAAAUUAACGAGUAUGGCACAAAGAUCCCAUCACAAGCUACACCUUUCAGAAACAAAGACUCACCGGCCACAAUCUGCAAACUUGGAAUACUGCUAAGGAGAACAGUGAGAAAUCUGUCAAGAAACAGGAUUGGUAUCAUAAUGCGCCUAUUUCAGAAUGUGUUCUUUGCAUUGUUCAUGGCAUUCUUCCUCAUGAGGCUGAGUAAUGAUGUUCUUAAGGGAGCGAUCCAGGACAGACUAGGGCUCCUUUUUCAGAGUAUCGGAGCACCUGCAUACCUGGGAGCAUUAAACGCUGUUGCCUUAUUUCCUGCUUUACGAGCAGUCAGUGAUCAAGAAAGUGAGGACGGCCUUUAUCAAAAAUGGCACAUGAUGUUAGCCUACAAGAUACAUAUUAUUCCAUUUAGCACUUUAAGUAUGUUAUUCUUUGGUGGAUUUCUGUACUGGGCUGUUGGGUUAUAUCCUGAUGUUCUCCGGUUCUUGACCUACUUUGCUGUACUGCUCAUUUUUCACUUUAUUGGUGAAUAUUUGGCUGUUGCUUUACUUGGACUUGUUCGGAACCCCAAUAUUGUGAAUAGCGUCGCAGCACUAAUAAUUGUAGCUGGCGUUCUUCUGGGAUCUGGCUUUCUAAGGACUACUGAAGAUAUGCCUACGGUCUUCCUGUGGCUAAGCUACCUUACAUUUCAGAAGUAUGGCACUGAAAUUCUGGUCAUCAAUGAGUUUUAUGGCAAGACUUUCACAUGUGGAAACUUCAAUUCAACAACCAAUAAUCCCAACUGUGCAUUUGCUCAAGGCAUCAACUUUAUUGACAAGUUAUAUCCUGGUGCACCUUCAAGAUUUACAAUAGACUUUGUUGUAUUAAGUGUAUUUGUACCAUUAAUAGUGAUCAUUGGAAUAAUUAACUUUAAAAUAAGAGACUUUAUUAUUCGAAGAUAGAAAAAAUGCUGAUAUUAAAUUCUACUGUUUUUCUAAUUUUACACACACAGACAAACACACAUGCACAUGCGCGUGUGCACACAUACACACACACACACACACACACACACACACACACACACAUCAAACAUUAAUAAGUACAGUGAUUACUGGAAUAAUUAACUUUAAAAUCUGAUACAUCCUUAUCUAUAUGUUCAGAAUACAGAAAAGUCCUGAAGUGUUGAAAUUAAACUCCGUUUACUUACGAGUGGUGAUGUAUAAUUCUGUUUGAGAUAAAUCAGAAUAUCAAAUAGUUUCAUCACACACACCUCAAAUGUUUUGC
Messenger RNA from Protopterus annectens (West African lungfish), 1583 nucleotides. Its product is annotated as ATP-binding cassette sub-family G member 5-like. The record is from RefSeq and is a predicted model, not a curated record. Bases 104 to 1261 code for a protein of 385 amino acids. Gene Ontology annotation, molecular function: ABC-type transporter activity. The transcript is spliced from 8 exons. NCBI's taxonomy places the organism in Eukaryota, Metazoa, Chordata, Ceratodontiformes, Protopteridae. Gene Ontology annotation, biological process: cholesterol homeostasis. Gene Ontology annotation, cellular component: plasma membrane.